GCCUCCGGCAGAUGCCGAACCGAGCCGAAGCCAACCCGAGAGCGACGUCACCAUAUCUCGUUCUUUCGUUUUUUCGCCUGCUGCGUGCGAAGGAGAGAGAGGGAAAAAACGGCUCUCAGCAAAAGCAACAAGAAGGAAGAGCAAUGGCGACACUGGAUCGCCAAAUACCAAGUGUGGAUACCUUCCUUUGCGAGCCUUGGUCUUCCUUCGUCAGUGCCACUAAAUUACGUUUUGUUGACAACGCAGCAGACUCGCCUUUGGAUAACAGCGACGAAGAGCUUUACUGCCCCGGUGAAGCUGCGAAGCUCGGCAAGGAAGGGAUGCUCGUCUACAGCCAGUUUUCUGCACUGGAGGAUUUUUGUCUUGUUGUCUGCCAUGUCUGCAAUCAGGUGGUCACUCCUCAGGGCAUCCUCACACACUAUGGUAGCUGGGGUGUAGUUUCCCUGUGAGCCAGUCAGAGAGAGACAUACAGUCCCGGACCACAUCCCCCCUCAUUCCCUCCCCACCCUUCUCCCACAAAGACAUGCAUAGCAAAAACCAAAAGCGCCACGUGUCCCCUGUCUCCUCCCGGAGUGCCCUGGUCCCUAUGAAGCCCAAAGCGCCUGCUGUGGCCCCUGCUGUGGCUCCCAGUCCUGGGGACACGCUGGCCUUCAGGGUCCCUAAAGAUUACCCUCACUCCCGCUUCAGCAAGGCUCCACUUGCUGUCUACCCACCAAAGGGAUCUCGGAUCAAGACAUGUGUUUCCCUUCCAGUGGUAAGCCUGGAGAAGAUGCCGUGCCUCAACCGAGCCAACUCGGCGUCCCAUGUGCGCCUCACCUCCUCUUCCACCCCCUCUCCAUCCUCUAACAACCCCUCAUCCCUCGCACCCCCAUCCGCACAACGGUCCACAGAGAAGCUUGUGAACGGUCGCGGCACCAGCGGACCAUCCACGCCACGCUCGACCACGUCGCCAUCUUCUCUGGACAGGCGGCCCAGUCCUGCGCGCUCUCCCCUCGACAAGCGGCCGCCGUCUACGCCCUCUUCUUCCCCUCUGGACAGAAAACCCUCCCCAUCCCCUUCCCCUGCACACCGAUCCGGCGCCCUGCCGUCACCAUCGUUGUCACCAUUGGAGAAGAAGCCGCAAAAUGGGACUAAAGCGUCCUCCAAGUCUCAUAGAAGACUCUCAGGGAGAGUGUUUGAUCCAAACAAGCACUGUGGAGUCCAGGAUCCUGAGACCAAACGACCUUGCACGAGGUCUCUCACCUGCAAGACUCACUCCUUAACUCACCGGCGAGCCGUUCCUGGCCGAAGGAAAACUUUCGACAUCCUACUGGCCGAACACAAGGGGCGAGCGAAGGAGAAGGAUGUAGUGAAGGAGAGGGAAAAAGACAAGGAUGCAUCGCAGGGAGGAAAGGAAGGCAGCAGCCAGAGUGUUCUGUCACAGGAGACAGUGUCUCCCAUCAAGCCUCACUGCCCUAAUGGACGACCCUUGUCCACGCUGAAGCUUCGACUGGCUAACGCACACAUACCAAGGGUUCCCGGCGCCACCAUCUCCACCUCCAGUCCUCUGCCCACAGCAUCAGCCCCCGCCCAGGUCGCGAACCCAGAGCCGUCAGCCCACAGUUGGGUAACGGCAGCGGGAGACGGCAGUCGACUUUCUAGCGACGAGGGAGACACAGAGACUCCGGAGGACUCUGAAAGGCCAGCUUAUCACUACUCCAAUCACCACCCACAGCCUUUAGGGUGUUGCGUAUUCAGCAGCAGACUCAUGGGACGGGGCCACUACGUGUUCGACAGGCGAUGGGACAGGAUGAGGCUGGCGCUGCAGAACACGGUGGAGAAACACCUUAAUGCACAGAUGUGGAGGAAGGUGCCUCUGGCUACUGACAGCCUCCUUUCCCUCUCCUCCUCUGGUUCCUCCCCCAUCACUUCACAGCGGACUCCGUCUCCCAACUCCGUCACUUCUCCUCUCCUCUCCUCCCCCUCCAACUGCCUCUCCUACACCGCCUCAUUUCCUCAGUCUGCAUCCGCGGCCGGAGUGUUCAGCAUUCGAGAUGCAGCGCAGCCUGUCGCCCCAGUUUCUGCGCUGGGUAAAGCGCGAAACAGCGCACACAAAGCCAGCCGCCCAUCCAAAGGCAUGGAGGACUCUGUGGUGGGGUUCAAGAAGAGAAAAAACUCUUCCUACUGCUCCUCCUCCUCCUCCUCCUCCUCCUUUUCUUCUUCUUCCUUGUUGACUGUGGAUAAUCACAAGAGGAACGGCAGCAGCUAUCAUCCGACGUUGCAAGGUGCAGGAGGAACAGCAGCAACCACAGUAAGGAAAAAGGGACUAGAGCGUGGGGGAAGCGGGCUUUGGAGCAGCGGAGACGAUUGGCUAUCGAAAGCUGAGGGGUCUCAAAGCAUCAACUCACAGAACAGUCAAGAACUUGGCACGACCAGUAUACCCUACUCACCCAACAGAGAGCCGUCCUGCACCCCCCAUCAGCCCCUGACUCCCCCCUCCGGACCCUUGGCGUAUGUAGGAGGAGCAGAGGGGAGGAAGAGGAAAAGUCCCAGCUCAUACAAGGGGAAGGCCAGCAAGCUGAACAGGCCGGGAGGGUUGGAGAGCCUCUUUGGGAAUGGGAGUGAGAGAGGAGGAAUACUGGCUUCGGGACCUGAGUCACCCAGACAGGCCAAGAUGCAUCACUGACACAAACCUGUUUCAUGGACUGAAUGUUGGGCAGCUGUGCAGGCCACCACCGUUUGUGACCUUUGACCUCACCACUCUUCCACUGACGGCACCAAUCAGACUGCUUCAUCUUGGCGAUGUCACCCCCUGCUUACCCAAUGACAGCGCAGUUCACCCGCUGUGACAUCAGGGCUCUCUUUGCCAACAGUCAGCCGGCAGUCACUUUCACUCUUCACCUCUUGCGUUUUACAGGCCUCGCUGUAAAAUGUUCCUUUUUAUAACGAGACAGUGGAGCCCAAAAAAACUUGACGCCUGGGAAGGGAAAUUGCUUCACAAAGUCUUCAAGACGUAUAAACAACUCCAUCACUGUAUACAUUCUGGGGAGACAUACAUUUAAAACAAUUGGAAUUUGAUUUUCUGCUCGUUCUGACUGUUUUCUUCUGUCCGCUAACAAGAAAAGUGAUUGUUUUUGGGAGAUAGAUGGUUGAAGAACCUACUGACACAAUAACUGUAGGACUCCUACUUGCCUUCAGCUAUACCACCUUAACCCCCUCCUCCCUUCUUUUUCUAUCCUUCUCUCAAUUUGAGCUUCUCCUCUUCCCUAAAUAUGAAAUCGCAGCAGCUUUGGUUGGGUUUUAUCCAGCUCUCUCCUCUUAUUAUCCGAAUCCUUCUGUACAACUCUACAUUUCUCUAAUUUCUUUUUUUUUUUUUUUGUCCUUUCUCCCCGUUCCUCCCAGCAUGCCUGUGUUCAAAGUGCACUUACUGCCCCCCCCCUCCCCCUUUUGCGUCCCUCCUCACUGACUCCACAGCAGUCUCCAGCAGUGCCACACGAGGACACGCUCACACAAGGGAAGAAAACAAAAAAGAAACACUGUUAGUGUUACCAACAACGCCGUGUCAAUGCAUUGUAUUUCAGUAUAGGAAGGAAUCAGCUUUUAUUUUCAUUUUUUAGAAGAUUGUUUGAAAUGUUGCAAGAAACACAAACUCCUGUCUGUGUGUCAGGACUUGCAUCCAACAAGGAAUUACUUCUUCCGUGUUGGAUCUCUUUUUUUUUUUGUAUUCUAAUUUAUCGUUCUUAAAUAAUGUUUGUUUUUGAACUGACCAUCGAGGUUGAGAGACUUUUUGUUGGCAAAAAAGAAAAGAAAACUUCUGUGCAUUUUGAAGAAAUGUUGAAAGUAUUAUGGUAGUUCAUAUUGUUGAAAAUGUGUACAUAUCUGUUAUUAUUUUUGUAUUUAUUAAUAAUUGUCCCCUUUUUACUUUUUACGAGCUAAAGGGGGGAGGAGUGUUUUUGCCUUCCUACCUUGAUCUGUGUUCGAUAAUGUCGAAGCAAUCUCGCCUGGUUUCUCAAAAAAAAAAAAAAUCCGAGAUUGAGUUUAUUGGAAUCGUAAAGAAUGAGUUCACUCAAAAGUAUUUGAUUGAAUAAUACAACAAAGCCAAAAAUAAGCUUCGACAGCAGCUGCUGUGUAUGUCAUUCCCAUUUCAAAAACAACCUGUGGUCAAUUUGAGAAGCAGACUUUAUCAGACCUUUCCUUUCAAUUGUUUCCACAGAAACCCAGCUAAUUAUGUCUCAUGACAAACACAAUAUCUCAGUUAAGACUUUAUUAUGGAGCUUUCUGGGAUCACACACGCUGUGUCCUAAAUCAAGCAGCAGUCAAGAACACAAUGAAUCAACAGCUUUAUGCGAAAAAGGAAAUCUACCAAUUAUAUGCAUUUAUUUUAUUUGAUCUUUUGGAAUCCAUCUAUAAAACUUUCUUACAGAUAUGACUUUUUAAACAUUCAUUCUUAAAAAGUAUACUGCCUUUUUUUAAUCUACUGGAUAUUGUUUCCCCCCCCAGUUUGUGUGCAUGCUCUGAGUAUGUGGUGUAUUCAAAUGGUUUUAUUUUAAAGUUUUGGACAGAGCUGUAUCUUAUUACCCCCCUUGUCCAGAUUCUCCCCUGCCUUUCAAAUUGCAUCUUUCUUUUUCUUUUUUACGACGGCACGUUCUGCAGUUGCCCUUGCAAAAUCCAUACUUUGCAUACAGUAUGCAAACAGUUGGGACGUCUAACAUGGUCAUAACACAACUUUGAUCUGUAAUUGGAUGCAGUAUGAAGCUUACAUUUUGUAUCAUUUUUAAUUUAAAACAAAAAAAAAAAAAGUGGAGGGAAACAAAGCCAUUUGCUGAACUAGCAAGAGAAACACAGGUCAGAUAGAAGUGUGUUACAAUAGCCAAAAGAAAAACAUGCAACUGUAUGUAGUAGGACAUUUGAGUCAUUUUUGUAUACUGCCUUUGAAAAACAAGUAUUUUGGCUUAUUCAACCAAAUCACACUAAAUGAUAUGGACGUAUGGGCCUUUCAAUGAUCGAACGUAACAGAUGUUGAUCCAAAUUGUCAGUUUCCAGUCAUCCUUCUACACCAGUAUUUCUUAACAUUUCUGAUAUUUCUCUUCCCCCCACUGAGUUCUUUGUUGUUUGCUAAUGAACAAUUCUGAAGAUUUUUGUGAAACCAUGCCCCGGGUUAGUAUUUUCUCUUAAAGGGCCUCCACAUUCCUGUUUGCCUGUGGUUCUUCCCUUUCUCAUACUUCUUCCGAUGUUCAAAAACUACAGCUCUAUUUUUCAACUUUUUAAAUCUUCCAGGGCCGAUUAGGUCUGUCCUUUGCUGUGUUUCAAGUCAAAGCCAGGUGAAAAUGCCUUCACUUGCUUCUCAUUGGCAAACACGACGAGUGGCGCUGCAGAACAGCCACUCCUGUAACCUGAAAUCUACUUCAAUAUGAUCUACAAGAGUUAGAAAUGAGUUCUAAUCGAAGAGAAAACUGCUGAGUGUGAAAGUAAAACUCAAGAUCACAACUUUACCUGCGGAUGACAUUGUACCCAGUACAGGAAAUGUUUAAAUUCAAGAAGUCCGAGAGGAUUUCCUUUCUUAAAAGUCAAGUGAGCCCAUCAUAUGUCAGAAACAAAUAGUCAAAAGUAGCCUAUUCAUGCAGUGUGGCUGAUGAAGUUAAAGUAAGUGAACACAUUUUUAUUUGCUUGAUGACAGCAUCAGCGAUGUUCCGACCUGCUACAAUUCUUUCAAAGUGCUUUAUGGAAACUGUUUUUCAUUUUUAUUUUGUUGUAUUGAUCUAAAGCAUCUUGGCACUAACGAUGAAUGAAUUGUACAUAACGCAAUGUUUUUGUGCUUCCCAUGGUGACAUUUGAUUCAUCAGAUUGUCGGCCAGCUCUUGGAUCAGUUCAGUGAUAACGGCUCAGUGGUCUUUUUGUCACUAUAGAUAACAGCAUGGUUUGUCAGUUGACUGGUGAACAUGCCUACAGUUACAUGAUAAACAUGCCCCCCCCCCCCCCUACAGCUUUCUCUUGUUUUACACAACCUACCAACAAAUGUACAAGUAUGGAGAUGUUUCUAAGGAUGGUUAAGAUGUGGAGUUAUGCUCAAUAACUUCACAUCUGUUUACAGAUCAAAGAAAAAAAAAACAAUGUUUUUUGGGAAAUACCACGCAGACUUGUUCACAGUCUUGGAAACAGAAGGUUAAAGUCUUUUUGCAGCUAAACAAAAUUACAAUGAUGAAGCUCAUGGAUGUUCGAUUUGAGAGCACUUUGUACAGUUAAUGAUUUGUUGUUGACAUUUUUUUUUGGAGGUAUUAACAUUUUUUUUGUUGUAAAAAUUCCUCCGCUUCCUUUUUUUUUCUUUUUUUUUUUUUUCUUUGUUGCACUUUGUCAUAAUGCCCCCAGAUCUUUAAUCAACUUCUAUUUAUAUAAAUAUUUGAAGAAGAAAAAAAACAGCUUAUCUAUAUAUUUGUAAAAAAAAAAAGUGUUUUCUUGCAGCUACAGGUGAAGUAGAUGAGGAGUUUAUGCUUUGAAAAGCGCCGAAACCAGCGUGCUGUUUUUUUUUUCUUUUUGUUUGUUUGUUGUAUCUGAUCCAGACUGAAGUGAAAGGUGAUCGUCUGAAAAGUUGCCUUGUAAGAGUGAAUUCAGUCUCACUGCAGUAAGGAUCAGAAGAAAAGAUUUUCCCCCGAACAACUGAACACUUGCUGUAAAAAGAAAAUGGUCUUAUAUUCAAGCUUUUAUUAAAUGAUUGAAAGUG
Molecule: messenger RNA, 6697 nt
Organism: Labrus bergylta (ballan wrasse)
Lineage: Eukaryota; Metazoa; Chordata; Actinopteri; Labriformes; Labridae
Source: RefSeq, a predicted model, not a curated record